Epithele typhae is the source of this 918-nucleotide messenger RNA. RefSeq lists its product as uncharacterized. The transcript has 4 exons. The record is from RefSeq and is a predicted model, not a curated record. NCBI's taxonomy places the organism in Eukaryota, Fungi, Basidiomycota, Agaricomycetes, Polyporales, Epitheliaceae. Bases 1 to 918 code for a protein of 305 amino acids.
AUGUCGAAGGAGGAGAGAUCAUUUUGGGCGAACCCGUACCUUCGAAUGCUAGCUAGUCCUUUGCGAUAUUGUACUGAGAGCAACUGGCGAAUACCUCGAGACCUCCUGAUUUCACUGGGCACUGUGGGCCGCGUUGCCGACCCGAACGCGACCUUUGUGCAUCCUGCGAGUCUUGAACAUCCAAGAUUCCGUCGUCGGAAAGGUGGUCUCAAGCAUUAUAUCUUGUGCUCCAAGACCGCUAUCGGGCAUACCCUACGCGUCCGUGUCAUCCAAGAGCUUCAUGUUCUUUCGAAGCAGAUACGGCGCGGAGAUUCCGCCCAAGGCCCACCUCUGUUCAGACGGCUCACUCGCAAAGAGUGGACGGAGUUCAAGUCUCAAGGGGCUUUGCCUGUUGAAAAUGCCGUCGCAAUUUUGGUGAUUCCACCAGUGAACACGGACCCAUCCACAGGUCAACGUCCGGAGCCGAACCACACCUCUUUGCCAAGAGAAGAGGAUAUACAACCUGAGCCACGGACCUUCCAGCGCCAGUUCCCCCCCUCCGAGCUUCGUCCCGUUCUUCGGAAUGACGGGUGGGCAGAAGCAGACGAACUGGAUAUUCUUCCCCGGGCCCAAAUUCCUCUGUACAAUGGCCCUCCGCUUUUCCCCUCGCGUUCACAACGAGCAGCCUUGCAUUCCGCGGUCCUUCGGGUCCUUGCUGCCGAGCAUGCUGCGACGAAACGCGCCCAGCUACCCUCGACUCCAGUCCUCUCAGGUCACGAUAAAGGCAGCCAUGCGAUUGUCAUCUGUUCGGACGAGACAACACUUCUCAGAGGCGACACGGUACCACUGGCUAUAGCUCUUUGGAGGUUGCGGCUAUGGGAGACGGAGGUGGACGAGACAGGUCCUAGGGACACUCCGGUGGACUGGAUCACCAGAUAG